This is a messenger RNA of Exophiala bonariae, 1047 nucleotides long. RefSeq lists its product as uncharacterized. Gene Ontology annotation, biological process: regulation of DNA-templated transcription; DNA-templated transcription. Gene Ontology annotation, molecular function: transcription cis-regulatory region binding; zinc ion binding; DNA-binding transcription factor activity, RNA polymerase II-specific. The transcript has 3 exons. Gene Ontology annotation, cellular component: nucleus. The coding region runs from base 1 to 1047 and encodes 348 amino acids. The record is from RefSeq and is a predicted model, not a curated record. Lineage: Eukaryota; Fungi; Ascomycota; Eurotiomycetes; Chaetothyriales; Herpotrichiellaceae.
AUGAAAGGCCAGUUUUCACUACAAAACAUCCUCAGUACUGCUCCAGGUGUGGUCGCUCCUAGUCGCCCUUCGUCCACGGCACGUUCUAGGGAUCCAAUUUCAGUUGGACUAGUCAACUAUCAUAUUGCGCUGUCCUUGUUUAACGGGUUCAUGGAAAAUCUAAAUCCAUAUAUCUGUCAGCUUGAUCCUACAUUACAUACCUUUGCAUAUGUUCAGGAGAAAUCGUCUUUCCUUCUGACCACGGUACUCACUGUUGCCGCAAAGAUCUUGAACCCUUCAGCAUAUCCUGGACUGAAAGACCAUGCAGAAACGCUGUUCUGCGAAGGGUUCCGAAGGGGGGAUAAAUCACCCGAGGUAAUUCAAGCUAUUCUCAUCCUCACAUACUGGAAAGAGCUCGAUGAUACGCGAGCAUGGUCAAAUGUUGGCUAUGCAAUCAGGUUGAGUAUGGACCUUGGUUGGCACAAUCUCUCGACCGAGGACGAUCAACAGUUCAGCACUACGCUAAAUAGUACAGACCAAAGGAAGAGACGAAAUGUGGAAAGGACCUGGCUUGUAUUGUUCGUUUACGAUCGUAGCAUAAGCCUACAAACAGGCAAGCCUCGAAUGAUCGAUCGAAGUGUUUUCCUCGAGUCAGUGGACAUCUGGUACCGCUCUCCAGGGGCCUUGGCAAGCGAUGUUCUCCUAUGUGCAUUCGUCUCGCUCAGACUGUUGACAUCGGAAGUUUUCGAGCUGCUCGAGAGCCAACGAACCACAAGUCCACGAUCUCAGAUGCAUCAACGAGACUCGCUACUGAAGAUCAUCGAGAAGCAAGUCGAAGCAUGGCAAGAACACUGGUUACAGAUCGCCGAAGAAGGUGCGUUCGGCGACGAUGAAUCUCUAGACUUUUCUGACACCCACCCACACAGUUGGUUGCGAAGCCUGCAACAAGCUUCUGAUAAAGUUCUACGGCAUCCAUCUAAGAUUGCUUCUUUCGUCAUUUUCCCUCAAGCCUCCGUUGACGUUACCAUCAACCGCGGCCGCGAUGAGGACGGCGGCAAUCUGGACUAG